UCAGUGCCACAUGGCGUGCCCACAAGAAUAAUGCUAUUUUUUAUCAGUUCUUCAUUCUACUCGCAUUGGCGAGAUGAAGCUUCUGUCGGUGUCUUGUCUGCUUUUGUUGCAUUUUGCAAGUGUAUUGGCUGAUCCAACAUAUGAUGUGACAGUGCAAACACCAAAUGGAUCUGCAACGAUACGAGGAAUCCAACACACUUAUGGAACGUCAUUUCGUGGAAUUCGGUAUGCUCAGCCACCAGUAGGCUUGUUUAGAUUUGGGGCCGCAAGGCGACUCGACCCGGUUGGACUUGUUGAGGCACAGGCAUACGGUAACAUAUGCGUCCAAGGGGACGGAAGAACGUCGCACGAAGAUUGCCUUUUCAUAAACGUGUAUACACCAAAUAACGUCACUCAAGCAUCCAAACUUCCCGUUUAUGUCUACAUUCAUGGUGGUGGUUUUGUGGAAGGAGGUGGCAACAUGGGUGCUGGAAUUUACCCCAAUUUGGUUAACAAAGGCCCGAUUGUUAUGGUUUCCAUCAACUACCGCUUAGGUCCAUUUGGAUUCUUCUCCACUCGUCAAAUGACUGCACCUGGAAACUGGGCUAUUUCUGAUUGGAUUGAAGCCUUGAACUGGGUUCAACGGUACAUCAGCUUUUUUGGAGGAGACCCAAAUAGAGUAACUAUUGGAGGACAAAGUUCAGGAGCGGAAGCUGUUUCUACGCUAACCCUCACACCAUUAGCUAAAAACCUUUUCAAACAGUCAAUUCACGAGUCUGGAAGUGCAUUUGGAGCAGCUGUCAUGUCAUAUUCCGAGAAAACAAGAUCAACCAGUAAGCAACUAUCCAUUAAAUUAGGAUGUGCAACUUCUGAUCAGUGGGACAAUGGACAGUCAUUCGGGACAAUUCUCACUUGCCUUCGUAAUGUCACUUAUGAUAAAAUUGUUGCUGCUGACAACUCUCUCCCAGGUCACCGUAUGAAAUGGUCUAUUGUUCAAGACAACAAAUAUCUAACACAAAGACUGGAGUACCUUGCUCUCCAGCGUGAUCCAAAAAAGAAUGUUCUCAUUGGCGACGUCCACGACGAGUGGCUCGGGUGGGAAAUGAACAAUGUUCUGCACAACAUUAAUAGCUCGCACAACACUGCUCAUCAAAUGCGUGAUGAUUUGUCAGGAAGCUAUGAGAUGACCUAUUGGGAUAACAAACAGUCUGUGCUCGUUGCCGCCGACAACAAGUACAUUAACAAUCAAGGAUGGACAGACGAUAAUCAUAGAGAGUGGGAGGCAAGGAGAAUUCAGUUAUGGAGUGAAAUGGUGUUCAUUGGGCCAACUUUGAGGGAUGCCGCAUACUUCCAAUAUAUGAAGAAUAAUGUAUAUCUGUACUCUCUCGAUUGGUUGAGUCCACCAGCUCUUCCACUGGUCACCGAUCCACUUUUCCGUGGCUGCGAGCACACAUGGGAGCUCCAAUACAUAUUCUCAACCUCCUGUAAUGGAUUCACGUGUACUGCACAAGAUGAGAUUUUGCGUAACUACUUUACCACUACUUGGCUCAAUUUCAUUAUUGGAGGAAAUCCUACUCCUGCCGGAAGCCCCUUGCCGUUCAAAUGGCUUGCCAUGGACAGUACCAACAGAUUCUUGUCUUUCUCGCCAAAUCCAAAAAUGCAGCCACACUAUCAUCCAGAUUCUAUGUUCUGGGUGUGCACUGCACCAACUAUAGACGGAUACAAAGGUCCAUUUUGCUAAUAUUUUAAUAUGUAUGUAGUUCUAAACAUAAUAAACUGACUAUGACCGUUCU
Caenorhabditis elegans is the source of this 1772-nucleotide messenger RNA. RefSeq names its product Carboxylic ester hydrolase (gene cest-13). The record is from RefSeq and is marked reviewed. Gene Ontology annotation, molecular function: carboxylesterase activity. Bases 74 to 1720 code for a protein of 548 amino acids. NCBI's taxonomy places the organism in Eukaryota, Metazoa, Nematoda, Chromadorea, Rhabditida, Rhabditidae. The transcript is spliced from 9 exons.